Messenger RNA from Scleropages formosus (Asian bonytongue), 2560 nucleotides. It is a transcript of the gene nagk, whose product is annotated as N-acetylglucosamine kinase. The transcript has 11 exons. Gene Ontology annotation, molecular function: N-acetylglucosamine kinase activity. Bases 676 to 1689 code for a protein of 337 amino acids. The record is from RefSeq and is a predicted model, not a curated record. NCBI's taxonomy places the organism in Eukaryota, Metazoa, Chordata, Actinopteri, Osteoglossiformes, Osteoglossidae.
GCUGUAUCAUAACUUGUCUUAGCGGAGCAGAGAGACUUGUGUUUUCAGGCUGAAGAGCCGAGUAGCCGAGAAAGUAUUAGUGGGAAACAAACAGAGGUUCACAUUCCUCGAUAAAAUACGAGCGGAGAAAAAUGAGAAAAGAACAAACUCGCGAAGAUCACCGCAGAAGCUAUUUUGCAGAUGUUGCGCCUCACGUAAUAGCAAAACCGUGCGCGGCACGUAGAAAUUCACGCACGCGAACUGCGGGCCACGCGACCUGUCACGUGACCAAACCCGGAAGCAGCGCGAUGGCUGAAGCGUUCGGCGGCGUCGAAGGCGGCGGCACGGCGUCCAGGGCUCUGCUGCUCUCCCAGGAGGGGAGGAUGAUGGCGGAAAGCGAGGGGCCCUGUACCAACCACUGGAAAAAUAUCCCGCACAUGGCACCAGGUUCCAAGCAGCGAAUAUCCCGCCGUUUAGGAUGAUCGGAUGCUUGAACUUGAAGUUUCUAGAAUGUUCUGGCGCCUCAGUCGUAGGAUCAUCAGGCCAGGGGUUGUUAAGAAGUACCAGGCUGAAACCGACACGCUACUUGUAACACAACGAGUGGUAUUUUUGUCAUCGGAAAAUGUUAACGGACCAUAAUGAACAUAACCAGAAAAAUCAGGUUAUAAACACAAAGUCUGCUGCGUUACGUAUUCCAUGAAAAUUGUGUCCCCCUCAGCGGAAAAUUGCCAGCAGCGACAGACACUCGAGCGUCGCGUGAAGAGAAUACUGCUAACGAACAGGCCCUUGAGACGACUUGUUGGUGUGGACAAGUGUUUGGAAGCGAUCAAUGACAUGAUGCAGAGAGCCAAGGAGGAGGCGGGACUCGACCCAAACACCCCCCUGCGCUCACUGGGAAUGUCUCUGAGUGGAGGCGAGCAGCCAGAGGCCAUCCGGAAGCUGAUCAAGGAGAUGGAGGAAAGGUUUCCCAAGCUGAGUCUCGCUUACCACAUCUGUAACGACACCGUCGGUGCCAUGGCGACGGCCAGAGAGCAAGGGGGCGUCGUGGUUAUCUCAGGGACCGGCUCCAACUGUAGGCUGGUGAACCCCGACGGGUCACAGGUCGGCUGCGGGGGCUGGGGUCACCUUAUGGGCGAUGAAGGCUCAGCAUAUUGGAUCUCUCAUCUUGCUGUGAAGACGGUGUUUGAUGCUCAGGACAACUUCGCAACGCCACCUCAUGACAUCGGCGGCGUGAAGAACGCCAUGGAAGAGUAUUUCCAAGUGUCUAAUCGGAUGGGGCUUCUUCCUCACCUCUACAGAAACUUUGAGAAGUCCUUCUUUGCUGGAUUCUGCAAGAAGUUGGCUGAAGUGGCUACGGCUGGAGAUCCGCUCGCUCGCUACGUGUUCUCGCAGGCUGGCAGAGCUCUGGCUCGACACAUCGUGGCCGUGCUGCCUAAAGCCGACCAGGCUCUGUUCUCUGAGGAGUUUGGGCUGCCAGUCCUGUGUGUGGGCUCAGUUUGGAAGAGCUGGGAGCUCUUGAAGCCAGGCUUCACCGAGGUCCUGGUUGGCGCAGCGAGCCGCCACUUCCGCGGGUACACUCUUCUCACGCUACGCCAGUCAUCGGCUCUGGGGGGCGCUAUAUUGGGGGCUCGCAGUGCCGGCGUCUCGCUGCCCGUCGACUACUCCAGCAACGUCAGCAUUCUCUACAAGCACUGCUUCAAGGGCCACUGAAGAUGCGGGCAUGAGCAGCACUGCACUGAAUGAAUAACGGAUUUAAAUAUUACCAUGAUAUGCAUUAACACUUGAUAUAAACAGUACUGUAAAAAGUGCAGAGCAGCUUUUUUCUAUCAACAACAAAUUUCUUGAUAUUUUGUAAUGUUUGGUGUAGAGUAAAUGUGUGAAACAGGUGAUGUUAAAUUGAUGUUAAAUUCUUAAAUACAAACUUUCAAAAUUCUCAAUAUUUAGGAAAAUUUUUUAGGCCAAUAUAUUCAGUAUCAAAGGGGAAAUUAAUCUGACAUGUAAUGUUGCUGGGCUGGCUUUAUACCUCACACAUCACCUUUCUAAUCCUUUCUUGAGAAAGGAUUAUUUUUAAAUGAAAUUAAGGUGUGCCUUUUUAAAAAUCAUUUCAAUACUGCAUUGCUGAAAUAAAAUGGGGGUUUGAUCAUUUUAAGUGCCUGUCAAGGUUAUAUUAAAAUGAAUGACAAAAUAAGUUGAACUGCUUUGGAAAUUGUGGGGAUGGGGACGCGCACUGAAUACUUGAAAGGAAGUUAUAUAUAUAUAUAUGAUCAGGGUAGACAGUCAUCUGCACUGUUCCCCAUGGGAGGACAGCUGAUGCGCGUCAGUGUGUAUUACAGUUUGCUUUGCUUCUGACGUUAUGAUCGUUAACAUUGGCUGUGUUUUCCUCUCCCUCUUCAGAAUAUCACACAGUGUAAGCAGCAGCGCUUCAUUAUUUCAGCACCAAAGUCAACUGUGGGGAAAAAUUUGUUCUUGAAGACGAAAUUUAACCGCUGACGGAAAAUGUGCCAGUUAGCAAAUUUGUCGUAACUGAAAAGGCCAGGGGGCUCGGUAGCGCAGCGCGUUUGGUCUGUGCCUGCUCUCUGGU